Molecule: messenger RNA, 1275 nt
Organism: Fraxinus pennsylvanica
Lineage: Eukaryota; Viridiplantae; Streptophyta; Magnoliopsida; Lamiales; Oleaceae
Source: the annotation of a GenBank genome assembly
AUGCCCAUUAGAAAUCCUAGCUCAUUUUCCAACGAAGAAAGAGUAGAGCACUUGCGAAGAAUUGAUGAUGAUAGCCUGACCAAUAAAGAGGAAAGUUCUGCUUUAGAUGUUGUGGAGAGCAGUAUAAUUUCAAAUAUUAUGGAAAUUGGUUAUGAUUCUUGUGUCAAUCAGGGUUCUGAUUUCUGGAACAGGGAAAUCAAGUCGCUGGAUCUGUUCUUACUGAUUUUAGGAAUACAAAGAAGCAGUACUUGUGCAAGCUCCAGGGAGAUACAAAAACCCAAAAUUUUCUUGAGAAUGGGAAGCACGGGUGAAACCAAGUAUGGAUCGUACACCUAUGAAAACCUUGAGAGGGAACCGUACUGGCCAACCGAAAAGAUCCGGAUUUCCAUUACCGGAGCCGGCGGAUUCAUUGCCUCGCACAUCGCCAGGCGUCUGAAGAGUGAAGAUAUGGGAGGGAUGGGUUUUAUUCAGUCAAAUCAUUCUGUCAUCAUGUAUAACAAUACGAUGAUAAGCUUUAACAUGAUCGAGGCUGCAAGGAUCAAUGGAGUUAAGAGGUUUUUCUAUGCCUCCAGUGCUUGUAUCUAUCCUGAAUUUAAGCAGUUGGAUACCAAUGUCAGCUUGAAGGAAUCUGAUGCUUGGCCCGCGGAGCCUCAAGAUGCUUAUGGCUUGGAGAAGCUGGCAACAGAGGAACUCUGUAAACACUACAACAAGGAUUUUGGAAUCGAAUGCCGAAUUGGACGUUUCCAUAACAUUUAUGGUCCAUUUGGGACAUGGAAAGGUGGGAGGGAGAAGGCGCCUGCUGCCUUCUGUAGGAAAGCCCUUACAUCCACAGAUAAAUUUGAGAUGUGGGGAGAUGGUCUACAAACACGAUCUUUCACUUUUAUUGAUGAAUGUGUCGAGGGUGUUCUAAGAUUGACCAAAUCCGAUUUCCGAGAGCCUGUAAACAUUGGAAGUGAUGAGAUGGUCAGCAUGAAUGAGAUGGCUGAGAUUGUCCUGAGCUUUGAGAAUAAAACGCUCCCCAUCCAUCACAUUCCUGGACCAGAGGGUGUACGCGGUCGAAACUCAGACAACACUCUAAUUAAGGAAAAGCUCGGGUGGGCUCCUUCUAUGAGAUUGAAGGAUGGACUGAGAAUCACAUAUUUCUGGAUCAAGGAACAAAUUGAGAAGGAGAAGGGUCAGGGCACUGAUACAUCUGCCUAUGGGUCGUCAAAAGUUGUGGGGACGCAAGCUCCAGUUCAACUCGGUUCUCUUCGUGCUGCUGAUGGCAAAGAAUGA